GCAGUUCCCAGAUUUGUUUUGUAUCGACUUUCACACUGGCUGAGCUCUCUCCUCUUAGAACAAACAACUUGUCAGCUGCGUGACUGUGCAGUUUUUGGAACUUAAACUGCACUGGAAUUCCGGUUCGACAUCCAUGAGGUGCAGUGGUGGUGCAUGUGUGUGUUACGUAAGUUGGUUGGUAUUAUAGCUGAAGAUGGCCACGCCCACAAUGGAGAAGUUCAACUGGUACUGUGGGGUGAACAGCACAGUCACCCUGGACAACUUCACUUGGGAUCUAACCCACACCCUCUACAAUACCUGCUUCACCGAUCUCGUCUACACCGUGCCGCAUCUUCUCUUCAUCCUCCUCUCCAUCUUGGUGUUGUUCAUUAGCGGAUGCUGCACGACGCUCCGGCAUAAGAAAUACGAUCAUCUCAUACCAUACCCUGGGCACUACCUCCGCUGGACUGUUUACAUUCUACUGAUGCUUCAAGGAGUGCUUGCGCUCGGGGAGAGCCUCCUGACCGUCUUGAAUGAGCCUCAAGACGUCCCAACCAGACCACACCUUUACGUACCUGCUGUGCUAGCCCUCGCUGCAUCUCUUCUCUCAUUGAUUUACUACCAUCACGUGGAGGUCUGGAAUAAGCCGACCAUGUUGUGGCUCCUGCUGCUGUUCUGGACAACAGCGCUGGGAUCAGAGAUACUCAGGUUGUUGAAUUAUGAUGAGGAUGCUGACGUUGAUUUCACGCUGAUGAGAGCGCUGCUGAAUGUCUCUGCCAUUGCUCUCUAUGGUGUCCUGUUGUUACUGGAGAUAAAUGCCAUCAGGUGUAAGGUUUUGAAAUGCUGUGCACAAGAGGAGCCGUUUCCAGAAGAUCUGAAGCGUCCCGACAUGUACUUCAUGCAGGGCUACUGUAACUUCAUCUCCAUGUUCACUUAUUCCUGGCUCAGAUGGGUCUUUGUCAAGGGAUACAAGAAGAGCUUAGAGUUUGAUGACCUUGGAACUCUGACGGAGGUUCAUACUGCCAAGUAUCACAGGGACCGCUUCAACAGAGCUUUUAAGAUGGAGCAGAAACGAGCCGAGGCUAACAAUACAUCCAUCAGUCUACUGCGUAUUUAUACACGCGCGUACGCUAGGGAGAUGGUACCGGGAUUCCUGUGUAUGCUGCUUGGCAACACUGUCAUGUUUGCCCCUCCGUUUAUUGUAGCGGCCAUUAUCAACUAUGUCACUAGGCUGAGUGAUGCACAGGCAUUUGUUACGAAGUACGUGCCUGCUACAGACUUCUUCAGCAAUGGCUUUGUGUUGGUAGUGCUGCUGUUCCUAGUGUUGGCAACCAGGGGAAUAGCUCUUCAUGGGAACUACCACCUGGUCAUCCAAGCAUCUGUGCAUGUCCAGAGUGCAUUGCAGGCGGCUGUUUAUGACAAGUCACUGCGUCUGUCCAGCUACACCAUGACUGGGGGCGCCAUGACACAGGGUCAGAUCACCAAUCAUAUGUCAGUGGAUGCUAUAAACGUCUUAGAUGCAUUCCAGAUGAUUUGUUACGCAUUAAUCGUACCCUACCAAUGCGUGGGCUACUUAAUCAUCUUGUACUAUCAGCUAGGCGUCUCUGCCUUGAUUGGUUUCUGCAUGGUCUUAGUAAUAGUUCCAAUGCAGUCUGUCAUUGCAAAGAAGGCUGGUGUGUUCCAGAAACAAGCUUUGGAAAGAUCUGAUGAGCGACUGAAGCGAACCAAUGAGCUCCUUCAAGGUAUCAAGUUGAUCAAGCUGUACGGAUGGGAAGACAUGUUCUAUGACGCCAUCAGUAAAGUACGCACCCGGGAGAUCAUCGCACUGGCCAAGCAAAUGGGAACAAAUGUGUUUCUUGUUACACUUUCAACUGCCUGUCCGAUCCUUCUGACUUUAGUGUCUUACAGUUUGUACACCAAACUGACCGGUCUCCCUCUGACCCCAGCCGUGGCCUUCUCCUCCCUAGCAGCCUUCAAUCAGCUACUCCUGCCCAUCUUUAUUUUGCCCUUUGUGCUGAUGACCACCAUUAAUGGAGUGGUCAGUACCCGACGGCUCAAGGUGUUCUUAGCGGCCCCUGAAAUAGAGGACAUUAUAGACAAUCAGCCUACGAUCAAGAAUGAGGUUGAAGUUCGCCAGCCACGACACAAGGUGUACAUCAAUAAGAAACCUGAAGAUAGAAGGAGGUUACUGUCCAACCAAGAUCAUGUUGAUAUCACUGCCACACCACCAUCAAGACUGCCAGCCGAUGUGGCUUGCCAGAUAAACGGAAGUUUCUCCUGGAAUGAAACAGCGAGUGCACCAACACUUCCAAACAUUCAGCUAGACAUUCCAGCAGGAAAGCUGACCAUGGUCAUUGGUCAGGUUGGGUCUGGAAAGUCAUCUUUGCUGGCGGCCAUUCUUGGUGAAAUGACCACAGUGUCUGGUGGAGUACAAUGGAAUGAGAAGUGCAGUACCAUUGCAUACGGAGCGCAGAAAGCUUGGCUUCUGAAUACCUCACUUAAAGAGAAUAUACUCUUUGGAACAGAGUGUCAAGAUAGCAGAUACAAGAAAGUGAUAGCUGCGUGCUCCCUGCAGCCAGACAUCGACAUCCUUCCAGGAGGUGACCAGACUGAGAUUGGAGAGAAAGGAAUCAACAUGAGUGGUGGACAGAAACAACGAGUCAGCGUCGGUAGGGCCCUGUACAGCUACAAUGAUGUGGUCAUCCUGGAUGAUCCCCUCUCAGCCCUUGACAUGCACGUUGGCGCUCACCUCUUCAAGGAAGGCAUCGAGGGAUUCUUGAUGAGAAAAAGCAAACGUACCGUCAUCCUGGUCACUCAUCAGACGCAGUACGCAGAGAAAGCAGACAAGAUUAUUUACAUGAAAGACGGUCGCAUCGAGAACCAGGGCAACCUGGAGGAGAUCCGAGAAGCCAACCCGGAACUCGCUGCCUCCUGGAUCUCGGCUGUCUCUACCUCUCGCCCCGAUUCUGAUUCUGAAAUGUCAGCUACAGAGGAAAGGGCGGAGCUUCUUCGACAGAUAUCAGUCCAUGAGAAAGAGGAGAUGAUGACAACCGACAAUAAAACAGAAGAGGGUCGUCUGGUUCAGGAUGAGGAGAGGGAGAAGGGGUCAGUGUCCUGGAGGGUCUACCUCUCCUACAUCAGUGCCAUCGGUUACUUUGCCUUCCUCUUACUCUGCCUGUUUGCCGUGAUACAGAACGGCCUGCAGAUCUGGACAAACCUCUGGCUCUCCCAGUGGUCACAGGCCGGAGAAGAUUCUGCUAAUAAUAAUACAGAGAAACCUCCUUUACAGUACUAUCUGAUUGGAUACGCCGGCCUCUCUGUCAGCAGCAUUGUGACUGGGACUAUAAGUACUGGUAUCAUCUUCAUGUUCUCUCUGCUGGCCGGCAGGAGGCUUCAUAACUCCAUGCUGAAAACUAUCAUGCAUGCACCAAUGAGGUUUUUUGACACCACACCCAUUGGACGCAUCCUGAAUCGCUUCUCGUCUGACACUAAAGUUAUUGACCAGCUUCUUGGAAACACCCUCAAAGGUUUCGUGAAUUAUUGGCUUGCCUGCAUCGGUGCGAUCGUUGUCAACGCUGUCGUCACCUGGUACUUUGCCGUGACUCUCAUCCCAUUCAUUUUCAUCUACUUCCUCAUCAUGCAUUACUUCCUGAGGACAUCAAGAGAGUUGCAGCGUCUGACCAACAUCAGCAAGUCACCAGUCUAUGCUCAUUUCUCAGAGACUCUGGGAGGCCUAUCAACCAUCAGGGCCUACAAACAGCAAGAACGUUUCCGGACCGGGCUGAUCCAGAAGAUUGAGAAGAAUAACAUCAUGUUCAUGUACUUGAAUACGAGUAAUAGAUGGCUAGGAGUCAGACUGGAGUUGAUUGGUGCAUUUAUUGUGCUGUUGGCGGGUCUUUCCACAAUGAUAGCAGCAGCUCAAGGUUUACUGCUCCCAAGUCUAGUAGGCCUCGCUAUUUCCUAUGCUUUAAGUGCAUCAGGGCAGUUGAACUGGAUGUUACGUGCAACGGCGGACCUUGAGAUGCAGUUGAACUCCAUUGAGAGAGUGCAAUAUUACCGCAAUGUCGAGACUGAGAAAUAUAGAGGUGCUCUGACGCCAAAUCCUAAUUGGCCGGAGAGAGGAGAGAUUGUUUAUGACGGUGUGUCGGCUCGUUACGACACGGAACUCGACCCAGUCCUACAAAACAUCCAUGUUCGUAUUCAACCGGCUGAAAAGAUUGGUAUUUGUGGUCGGACUGGCAGCGGUAAAUCCUCCCUUACUUUGACUCUCUUCAGGAUUAUUCAGACGUACAAAGGUAGUAUAUCAAUCGAUGGAAUCAACAUUGCCAAUGUACCCCUCGUUGAGCUGAGGGGACGUCUGGCCAUCAUUCCUCAAGACCCAGUCCUGUUCAUUGGAACUGUCAGGUAUAAUCUAGAUGCGAGGGGUGAGCAUGAUGAUGAUGCAUUAUGGGAAGCUCUUGAGAUCGCUCAGCUGAAAGGCCUGGUGUCGGAGUUGGAUCUCAAACUGGAUGCGAUGGUGACUGAAGGAGGAGAGAAUUUUAGCGUUGGUCAGAGGCAGCUCUUCUGUUUGGCUCGUGCCUUCUUGAGGAAGACUCGCAUCCUUGUCAUGGACGAGGCCACUGCAUCCAUUGACUUGGAAACGGAUAGUAUACUGCAAGCUGUCGUGGCCACUGCCUUCAAAGACAGAACUGUUCUCACUAUAGCACAUCGAGUGCAGACAAUCCUUGACUCUGAUCGGAUCCUAGUACUCAAUGAGGGUCGGAUAGCCGAGUUUGACACGCCGGACGCUCUACUGACUCAAGAGGACAGUAUUUUCACCUCACUAGUAAACGCUGGCACAUAAGGCAGAUGCAGGAAGUUAUGAACAGUGCGAACCAGGCCCUUCAUAGAACUGCUUAAGCACAAAAUAAGCUAAGCAAAAUUAUGCUUACAAGAAUAAGGUUACCA
This is a messenger RNA of Asterias rubens (European starfish), 4926 nucleotides long. RefSeq names its product ATP-binding cassette sub-family C member 8-like. Gene Ontology annotation, biological process: potassium ion transport; transmembrane transport. Gene Ontology annotation, cellular component: membrane. Lineage: Eukaryota; Metazoa; Echinodermata; Asteroidea; Forcipulatida; Asteriidae. The coding region runs from base 194 to 4822 and encodes 1542 amino acids. The record is from RefSeq and is a predicted model, not a curated record. Gene Ontology annotation, molecular function: sulfonylurea receptor activity; ABC-type transporter activity; ATP hydrolysis activity. The transcript has 33 exons.